Aplosporella prunicola CBS 121167 is the source of this 2301-nucleotide messenger RNA. RefSeq lists its product as uncharacterized. Gene Ontology annotation, biological process: lipid metabolic process. The coding region runs from base 151 to 2241 and encodes 696 amino acids. Lineage: Eukaryota; Fungi; Ascomycota; Dothideomycetes; Botryosphaeriales; Aplosporellaceae. Gene Ontology annotation, cellular component: cytosol. The record is from RefSeq and is a predicted model, not a curated record. The transcript has 2 exons. Gene Ontology annotation, molecular function: acetoacetate-CoA ligase activity.
ACGAGUCCGCGACCCGGCUACGUUGCCGGAAUCCCAAUCGCGGGGUUGAAAUGUGGGGACCCGCAUUGCCCCACGUGCCGAGGCAAUCAACCCUUCCUCACGCUUCCCACAACACCACCGACCACGCCAAACAAAUAAAAUACAGAAUAGAUGGACGCCCAAACCGCAAACGGCACCAAUAGCGUGUCUGCCGAGCCGCGCAAGCUAUGGAAGCACCCCUCUCCGCGCUCCACCAAGAUGUGGGCGUUCCUGCAGCACAUCAACCAGAAGUACGGCUUGCAGCUGCAGACCUACAAGGAGCUGCACGCCUGGAGCAUAGAGCACAUAGACGCGUUCUGGAGCGAAGUGUGGCACUUCGUCGGGAUCAAAGCAUCUCAGCUGUUCCAAGAGGCCGUUGACGCCCGCGCCCCCAUGUUCCCGCGCCCCCCUUUCUUUCGCGGCGCGACCCUCAACUUCGCAGAAAACCUGCUAUUCCCAGCAGGCGUGACUAUCGACCCGGCCAGCGUGGCCUUAAUCAGCGCCACCGAAACCGGGCGGGAAAGCGUAACCUGGGGCUCCUUGCGGGCACGGGUGCAGCACUGCCAGCAAGGCAUGCAGUCCGCGGGGGUGCAGCCGGGCGACCGCGUAGCCGGCUACGUUGCGAACCACGCGGGCGCGCUCGUCGCGAUGCUGGCUGCUGCGUCGCUGGGCGCGCUGUGGACGGCCGUGAGCCCCGACACCGGCGUGCAUGCUGUGCUGGAGCGCUUGACGCAGAUCGAGCCCGUGCUGCUGUUUGCUGAUAACGCGGCGUUUUAUAAUGGCCGUGCCCAUCCUGUGUUGCCAAAGCUGGUGGAGAUUGCGGCGGCGUUGCCAAGCUUGCGCGCUGUGGUUGUGCUGCCUACUGUUGCUGGUGUGGAGGUCGAUUUGGCUGCUGUUAAGGUCCCGGGAGGGAAGGCGUGCUCAUAUGCUGAGUUUACGGUGGCGGGUGUUUCUGGUGGUAGGAGUUCUGAGCUUACAUUCAAGCAACUGCCGCCCGACCAUCCGGUCUAUAUCCUCUACAGUAGCGGAACGACUGGCGCGCCAAAAUGUAUCGUUCAUGGUGCGAUAGGUACUCUGAUCCAGCACAAGAAGGAGCAUGUCCUUCACUGCUCGAUAGGCCCUGGCUCUCGCCUUUUCUACUACACCACCUGUACGUGGAUGAUGUGGCACUGGAUGAUCUCAGGUCUCGCCACUGGUGCCACAUUGGUCCUAUACGACGGCUCUCCCUUCCGCUACAUGUCUUCGAGCGAGCCCGGCACAUCCGUUCCGGACGACCUUGCCAUGCCGCGCCUGAUAGACGAGGUUGGGAUAACGCACUUCGGCACUUCAGCCAAAUAUCUCUCAGUGCUUGAGCAGAAGAACGUCAGACCACUAGAAGGGCUCUCUUUAAAGACUCUCGAAGCAAUCUACAGCACGGGGUCUCCCCUCGCACCGUCCACUUUCGAAUACGUCUACGAGGCCUUCCCAUCUACCAUCAACCUCGGCAGCAUCACCGGCGGCACAGACAUCAUCUCCCUGUUCGGGGCGCCCUGCCCCCUCACGCCCGUAUACUCCGGCGAGAUCCAAGUCGUCGGACUAGGCAUGGCUAUCCGCGCCUGGGACUACCAGGGCAACGACAUCAGCGACACAGGCGAAGCUGGCGAUCUCGUCUGCGUGAAAUCGUUCCCAUGCCAACCGGUGCAGUUUUGGGGUGUGGAUGGUGAGACAAAGUACCGCAAAAGCUACUUCGCACAGUACACUAGCGGCGCGCCAGUGUGGCACCAUGGCGACUUCGUGCGGAUCAACCCGCGCACGAGCGGGCUAAUCAUGCUGGGGCGCAGUGACGGCGUGCUGAAGCCCGCGGGCGUGCGCUUCGGCAGUGCGGAGAUCUACAACGUGCUGCUUCAGAGGUUCCCAGAACAAGUCGCUGACGCGCUAUGCGUGGGGCGGAGGCGCGAGACGGAUACGGACGAGUCGGUUGUGCUGUUUGUGAAGAUGGCUGAGGGUGUGGCGUUUGGCGCACACCUGGUCGAUGCGAUUAAGGCGGCGGUGAGGGGCGCGUUGAGCGCGCGACAUGUCCCUGCGAAGGUGGAUGCGUGCCCGGAUAUCCCGGUUACGGUUAAUGGGAAGAAGGUCGAGGCGGCCGUGAAGCAGAUCUUGUGUGGGUUUAAUGUUAAGACUUCGGCGGCGGUGGCGAAUUCGGAGUGCUUGGAUUGGUAUCGGGAGUGGGCAAGGAUGAAUUAGAGAUGGAUAGACCAUGUUUCUCCUAGAUAGAUGGACUCAAUCGUAGUUUCCUCGUCUGUG